CACUGUGUUUGACAGAGUUUCAUGCUUGCACAGAAGCUCAGAAAAAGACCUAAAAUACCAAUUAAUCAAUGUUUCUACAGUUAAUUUGUUGAUACACGUACCAGCCAUAGAAUGGAUGGUAAUUAUAUUCCAUUUGGUGGGGGAACACCAUCCAGAGGGGGUCAGUAUGGCAGUGGAGGGGGUUCAGGCGCAGGAUGAUUACAGUCCAGGUUAUAACCCAGCAAUUAGGAACACACCUACCACUCCUGAUAAUUUCCAGUCAUAUACUGGAUCCAUAUAUGGUAAUCCACAGUCAUAUGGCGGGCAUUCUCGAAGUGGAGAAAGUACUCCAUAUGGGACACCAAGCUCCAGCGGGACAUCACGUCGAGGACGCAAAGAUGCUUCACCUGAGAGUCACCUACCAAAAGCAUACAGGACCCAAGCAAAAAGAAGUCCCAGCAGAAGCCGCAGUAGGAGUAGAAGUCGCAGUAGUUCCUCAUCAAGUUCAUCUUCUAUUGAAGAAAUCAAGCCACAACCUAGACGUCAUUCUUAUGAACCACCAAAGUACAGGACGUAUCAUCCGCCUGCUUCAGGAAAACGGAAAGUCAUCAGAAGAUCUGAUUUAGACAUGAUGACUAAGGAGUUUCUCGGACAGCUCUCAGAGAGUGGUGUUUAUGUAGGCCCAGAUGCCAUCGAGGGAAAGCUCCUGCAGCAUUACAACAUACAGAGGUUGAAUGAAUUACAAGGGAUCUACAAAGUUGAGGAUAUUCAAAGUGCAAGAGAGCAUCUAUUCUUGCUAACCAAAAUUAACACCUUCAUUUACGCCUAUGUGAAAUCCCACGCUAUAUCAACCUUGUAUGACUUGAGUGGUGCUUUACUGAAUUUUUUAGACCCUUCAGAAUCGAAGAAAGACUUUAAGGAGUUUGGGUUUGGACCUCUACAAAAGAAUCCGAUAAUAUAUGAGUUGUUUCAGUUUCCCCAUGAAGCAGAGGUGCCUCAGUUAUCUAUCCUUGAUGUCAUGGUGGAUCUGCAUAACUUAAUGAGGCGAGAAAAUUCGCAACAUAAUAGAGUGGAGAUUCCUGCUUUUAUGGAAUACCUGGUCGAGAAGUACAACACGCCAACACCAUAUGAACUGGGCAUCAAAAUCAGGAGCUUUGGACUGGCAAUUAUGUGUAUCAGAAGAGCUGCUAAAGAAGAAUGGACAAAACGCCGUGGCUUGGUGCUUCAGUUAUUUGACAGAAUCAGUUAUGACGUGGCUUCAGCAUUCCAAGACUUUAGAGACAACGUUUUCCAGUCAACUGACGUUCAACUGAAUUUCAAUUACAUCGCUAUGCAUCCAUUAGAAGUACUUGAGGACGUGCACCACCGUUAUCGCAACCUCUUGGAGUUAGCUUAUUUCACAAAUACACAUCCAGGGCAACAAAAGAUGCACAAAAAGCGCAAGCUGAUGGGGUGUGUUGACGCUUAUUUUUCAGCGGUAGCAGGGGAUCCAAUGGCUGUGAAUUUGUUCCAUUUGUCAAUCAUGUCUGGCCAGAAACAAGUUGACUUGUAUGAUGAAUACACCAAACUCGCUAAACUCACUCAACAGAAUGGAGACAAAAACGAGGAUGGAGAAAUCGAGAUCCUUGAUGAAAAGAAGUCCAAAUCUCCCCACUUAAAUACUCUUGUCACCCAGUUCAAGAAAUACCUAGCACGCUGCCUGGAGCAUGGUAAUCUUACAUUGCUGCAUUUUGCAAAGAUUGAAGAAAAACUCAUGGAUGAAUAUCAUAUGACGUCAUUUAAAAGGACUGGUUUUGGGACAUUUCUCAAUUUUGUCACAAAAAAUAUUGAGAUAAAGAAGUUGAUUGAGGAGUCAUGUGGACUGUCACUUGGUGGAGGACAGGUUGCUACAGAUUCACCAUUCAGUCCAAAGUACCAAGAAAUCUUGGCAUUUGUCAAACAAUGUGGAGUAGUUCCUUCCAAUACAACUGGGUACAACCAGGUUGAAGAAGCUUUAUGUAAACACUACUGUGUAAAAGAUGUGAAAGAUCUUCAUCACGGUGGAAUAGCACGCCUCAUGAACUCAAUGGAGAAGCAGAAAAAUGUAAAGAAAGAUGGUGUAAUUUAUGAAUCGGCCAUGUGUGUGAAGCCAACUUCUACCAGGCAAAUCACACCCAAGAAGGUUGGACUAUUCGGCCAGAUUACUAAAGAUGAUGCCCUUAUAUGUCUAAACAACUGCCCUCUAUUGGAAGAUCUGGAAGAAUGGUCCAAUUGGAAUAUUGCGUUUGAGCCAGAACUGGGAACUCUGAAGACAUUUGUGGACAAGUACUCUGGCAUCCAUGCUAUUAAGUUGCAAGAUGGUAGAAUUGCCAGCAUAGACAUUGGAGCUAUUGAAAUAAAACCAGGGGUCCUGCUAAAGAUCAUCAACAAAACAUCACCAAUGGAGUUUGCCCGAGCUCUGGAAAACUGCAGUAUUAGUUCGACAUGUGGCCACUUGGUGUCUCUUAUUGCAGUAAAUAAAGGUGUGGAGAACACCCCACUAGCUCUGUUAGCCAAUCACAUGAAGACAGGUUUACUUGGCAUUCAGUCAAAGGCAUUGAAUAGCAGAGGACCUCAUGAACAUAGUAGGGACAAAUCUAAGCAUGUUGUACAGUUUGUUUUGGAGCUACUGGGUAAACUACCUCUCACAAUAUGUCAGACUAUAGCUGAUCAGGUUAUUCUAGAGCCACUAAGUCAUGUUGUUGGCUCAACCAAAUCAAAGAUGGCCUUACUUGAAUGUGCGAAUCGACCAAAACUUCGAGGACGCCUUCAAGUAUUAGGAGCUUCACUUGGGGUCCAAGAAUGGUCUGAUAGCUUCCAAGAGAGACUAAAAGUUCCAGAGCAGAUUGUUCAGCAUGAAAAGAAAAAGGGAAACGAAGACCCGGAAGAUGGUGAAGUCGACUCUGAUGAAGAAAUGGUGUUACUGGAUGAUGAAGAUGACGAUGAAGAAACUGACGAGGAAGAAGAACAGGACAUUGAGGAGGAGGUGGAAACAAUACUUGAUGAGGAGGAUGAAAAAGAGGAGAAUGACAUUGAAAUUAUAGAUGAAGCUGAAACACCUGCACUACCAACUGCAAAGAAGAAAACUUCCAAAGCCAAAACUCCAUCAAAAGGACCUGUGGAGGUUACAAUUCCUAAACCAGAAGAUGAGGCUAAAGCAAACCAGAUGGAGGUUGCUGAUAAUACCGAAUCCAAUAAUAAGAAGAGUGAAUCUGAAAAACCAAGUCCCAUUAAAAAUGAUUCAGAUGCUGUAGCAAAGGAUGAGUCCAUCGAAGCCAAAGGAGAAAUCAUAGAAAUGACUAUAAACCCUGAAGCAUCUGUAACUGAUCAAUGCAAAGCUCUCAUAGAUACCAUUCGUCUUGAAGAAUUUGGUAUUGAUGUUGUUCUCAGUGAACACGGACAAAAAUUAAUGGUUAAACAACAAGAGAGACUGGGACGAAGUUUGGAUAGGCUCUCAAAGGAUUUAUACUCAAAGGACACCCAUUUUGUACUGGAGUUAAUCCAGAAUGCUGAUGACAACUCAUAUAGUGACACAUUGUUGACUAAUCUAAAUGAUGACUGUCCCGCAGUGAAGUUCAUAGUGAACAAUGAUUGCAUAUCUAUGUUGAACAAUGAGAAGGGAUUUCAAGAGAGGGAUAUGCGAGCUAUUUGUGAUGUUGGUAAAAGCACAAAAGGGAAACAUAAGUUUGGUUACAUUGGUCAGAAAGGAAUUGGUUUCAAAUCUGUGUUCCGAGUGACUGAUCGUCCAGAAAUUCACUCCAGUGGCUUUCACAUCUGCUUUGACACAAACAGUGGCCCCAUGGGAUUCAUCCUCCCUCAUUGGAUUGGAGGUGAAAGCCUAGAAGACAAGCAGGAAUCUAAUGAAUGGACCACAAGGAUCAAUCUUCCUCUGAAGCAGUCUGUGCAAGAGAUGAACCAGAGUCAGUCAUUGGCCGCGAGAUUCCACGACGUGCAUCCCUCGUUGCUUCUCUUCUUACAUAGACUCCGUAGUAUCAGUAUUGAGAAUAAGGUGGAAGGAUUUACAAGUUGCAUGCGGCGGAGAGACAUGGGUGAAAAUAUUAUAGAAAUAGAGCAUUCUGGGAAACGAGACAAAUGGCUUGUCCUGAAAAAAACUUUGGAUGCGUCUGAGGUUUCCCUUCAAGCAAAGUCUGGAAUUGAUGUAGAGUCAACUGAAAUUGCCCUUGCAUUCCCCCUUCAACCUGAGGGAACAGACCUGUCAAGGAGUCUGCCUUCCAAGCAGCCUGUCUUUGCCUUUUUACCACUCAGGAGCUAUGGAUUCCGCUUCGUUGUACAAGGUGACUUUGAUGUCCCAUCAUCCCGUGAAGAUGUUGAUAGAGAUAGUUCUUGGAACCAGUGGUUGAGGAGUGAGAUACAUUUACUCUUCAUAGAGUCCCUAGAUUUCUUCAAAGAGCACCCAUUGUUCAACCCAAUACAGGCAGUAUGCAGCUUCUUCCAGUUUGUCCCCUAUGAGGAUGAGAUUCUAGAUUUCUUCCGACCUGUCGCCUCCCAGAUUCUACUUCACCUUAAAGCCACACCUUGUCUGCCAACUACAGGUUUGCAAUGGAAGCUACCAUCUCAAUUGGUAACAAGCACUGAUCCUCUGGUACGGGAGGUCCUCCCAAGUGAUUUACUGCAGGAGUGUCUCAACUUGGACUACCUCCACACUGAUGUAGCUAAUGUGCUCAGCCCAGCUAUGAUGGAGUGUCUUGGUGUACAAACUCUUCAAACUCAGAGCCUCAUAGAAGUUGGGAAAGUUCUAUCUGCUAGGAUGGCCGAAGAUGGCUAUGAUAAACAAGGCAUGCACUCCUUGGCAAAAUGGUUAGUUUGUAUCUACCGAAGUUUGGAUGAGUUUUAUGACAACACAGACAUUCUGAGACAACUGCAAGCAUUCAAGAUUAUUCCCCUGCAGAAUGGAGAGGUUGCAUGUUUGAAAGAUACACCAGUCUAUUUCACCCCUAAGCAGGAUGAAGAUGCCCCAGUGGAACAUCAAGCUCUAUUUACUGUAGUAGUGUCAGAUCUGAUGAUAAUUGAUGAGAAAAUAUUUGAUGAUCUUGGCCCCGUGACUAGAUCUCAGCUUGCCAGAAUGUUGGAACUGCUCGGUCUCAAGGAUUCCACUCCUAGGGACAUCAUUAACCACCAUAUAAUACCCAUCUUCAAACAUGGUGCAUGGCAGGAGAAAGCAGAGGAGAUCCUCAUGGUAUAUGUGAUGUUUAUCAAGUACUACUACUUUGAAGACUCCAGUACAGUGAACCUUGAUGAGUUAAAGCCAAUCAUACAGAUCAUCACCAACAAGGGCCUUGUUAACCCUGCCACGGAGACCAUCCACUUCUCGACACUCUAUGGCAACAGUAACCAACUACAAGAACUUUUCCCAGGAUAUGAGUGGACAGUAUUAAGCUCAGGUUAUAUUAACAAAACACCUGGAAGUGUUCAUCAGUUACAUGAAUGGCGGGAAUUCUUCUCAAAACUAGGAAUCAUUGAUUCUUUUGCCAUCACUCCAAAUGAAGUCAGACUGGAUAGAGCAUCUUUGAAAACCUCUCAUUGGGCUGAGCUGUCAAAUACAUGGCCUGAGACAGAGGACGAAUUUAUCAUCCAUGACUACAGCUGUGAUGAGAUCAUUGCACUCGUCUCGAACAAUCAAGAAAAAGAGUCGUACAUUCACCAGAUGCGACGUCUAGUUGACAUGUUGAAUAGAGAAUGGACUACACUAUACUCGCGCUACAUUAUGACAUACGUCACAAAUAAAGAAGGAACUAAAAUAACAGACACGGAAGCUUCAUUCGCCCUCUUUUUGAAACAGUUUCCAUGGUUACCAGCUAUUAUACCCCAGAGUGAGGCUCAUCCUGGAGAAAAGGGCACAUCAGUUUCAAUGCUACUGAAACCUGGACAACUCUGGCUUGCAUUGCCUGAGAUUAAAAAACUCUUGAGUGAUCAUGUCCCAUAUCUGGAUGUUUCUUCGGUAACAGGGGAGAGCACAUUGUGUCACUUUCUGGGCAUUUCAUACAAUGUCACAGUCGAUUUUAUGAAAGAAAUGCUCAUGAAGUGGUCGCUACGGCCGGGUGAUUGCCGCAAGCCACAACUGUUCAAAACAUCUGUUGACCAUAUGAUGAAUGUCUAUAGGUUUUUACAAGAUAACCUACCCGCUAUCAAAAUUCAGGAAUUCUUUGAGGAAUGGCCAGUGAUAUUUUAUCCUCCUGCAACGGGGACAGCUGUCUCAUCCAAUCAACUUCUUGGAAAGUUUUUAUCGAAGCGUGAAGUCUACUGGUUUGAUCCCUCAGGGGUGUUCUCUAAAUAUGAACCUUUGCUAAUUGAUGGAAAUGAAAUUGAUAACAGAGCAAAAAUUGCUAUACAGCCAGUGUAUGGAAUUCUCAGAGAGUUCUUUAUGCAUACAAUUCACUUGACUGAAACCCCAUCUAUGGAUGAAUAUAUAAAACUCAUAGUACGCAUCACCGAGAAAAAACUGCCAAAUGCUGACAAAGCUGGGGCAGAUAUUCUUGCCGUUAUGUCAACGAUAGCCAACAUAUACCUCCCAGAGGAUUCUGGGAAGAUAUCUGAGGAUGUUGCGGAAACUGUGAGUGUCAUACAAGGUGCUCAGAUCCGGCAGCAGUUAGCGAGGGCAAAAGUGUUCCCAACCAAUAAGAACAGUUGGGUGUGCCUCGAUGAAACACCUCUACUCGUAGAUGAUAAAAAUUUAGAAAAAAUGUUUGGUGUUAAAGAAGGUGUCCACCUAUUAAACUUAAACCAGACAAGUGUCCCUGUGAAACGAGGUGAAAAACAAACAGAGAGUACAAAUAAAUCAUUAGACUUGUUCAUCAAGACAUGCCAAAUAAAGACACUGUCCGAAUGUGUUGAGAUCAAAUACUUGACGGAAUCAUUCUCACCUUGCCCAAGUCUGCAGGCCUAUAUGCAUCUGAUGAUGCCCCCUCUGCAGACAUUUAUGCAUGCUAACCACUCACAGGUGUACACCAGUUUGAAUGAGAAAGAUAUUGCAACUAAGUUAAAUGGGCUGCAGUUUGGACAGGUUGAAAAGCUGGAGGCUGUAUAUUCCAUCAAGCACCGACCUGACAUCAUCGUUAUACAAAAUGAGAAAUGUCGCAUCAGAGACACUGAAUUCUGUGUACAAAAGGAUCAUGUCGAGACAUAUUUUGAAAUCAACAGAGAAAUCGCUAAAUACUUUAGUGAUGAUGAUGCAACAUGUAUGCAAGAAAUAAGAAACUUCUUAGUUGAAUUGAUGCCUUCAAUCCUCCAGACCUCGCCUUGUACAAUACAGGAGGUCAUUGAUAGACAUGACCUUGACCCUUUACCAGAGUCAGAGGUCAAAUGGGAGGUCAAGCCACCAGUUAUAGAAGAGGGGGUUCCUGAAGAGGGUGAAAUUGAUGAAAAUGAGCCAGUUCGGAAAAACCGUCCAAUGACCAGCUCUGUUUCCUUCUGGCCACCUAAGGCUCCUAGUAUGGAGGGACGAGAUGGGACAGAAGCAGCCAAAAAAGACCCCAAAUUAACCCAGUGGCCACCUCGACAACCCCAAGUCGGUGAAAUGCCUAAUAAACAUAAUGAUGGAGAUAUGACAAUCAGCGAACCAGUAAUUCAAGAAAAUACAAAGGUUGGUGAAGACAUUGAAGAUGAUAGUGCUAAUGGAAACAAUACAACUACAACAAAGGAUGAGGAGUACAUCCCACUAACAAUUAACAAUGCUGAACAACAGGAAAACUUAAACAAUGCUCAAAAUCAGAAUAAACAAACAGUAAUAGAUGAAGAGUCUGAACCUGUAGAUGUGCAUCGGAAUGAUGAAACUAGGAAUUCUGAGCAUGAUAGAAAUAGAUCACAUUCUCUAGAUCAAGAAGCAUCCUCAACUCUUGCCCCUGGGGAGACCGAAAAAAGACCAUAUUCUCAAGAUCAUGAGGCAUCUAAAGGGCUUACCCCAGGAGAGAACAGGAAUCCUGAUCAUGGCAGAAAAAGACCAUAUUCUGAAGAUCAAGAGGCACCAUAUACCCUUGCCCCUGGGGAGACAACCAAUGUGGAUUUCCAACCACCCACUAAGAGAAUGCGUCAUAUGGAUGUACCAGAAUGGACUGAAGCUGGGUCUGUGGAUGUCUAUGAAGACCUUGAUCUCAAUGAAGCACAGAAAGAAGAGGCCCCUGAAGACAUAAAAGAUGUGGAGGAAGCAGAGGAACUAGCCGCUGCAAUUGGACUAUGGGGAGAAAAACUUGUACAUAAGUUCCUAUUGAGCACUUAUGAAAACACUGAUUGGACAGUUGAAUGGUGCAAUGAAGAAUCAGAGUCUGGUUGGCCAUAUGACUUUAGGAUCAUAUCAAAAAACCCAACUGAAUAUGAAGACAUUUAUAUUGAAGUGAAGGCCACCAAGGAAGAUAAGAAAAACUAUUUUGAUAUAACACAGCGGGAAGUUAUGUUUGCACACACACAGAAGCAAAAUUAUCAUCUCUAUCGGGUUUAUAAUGCAGGACAGGUGGAUAGCGUCAGACUAUGUCGUCUUCAGAACCUCUCUUCUAAAAUUCAACAAAAUCUCGUGAGGCUUUGCAUGUUUAUAUAAGUGAUUUUAAGUGAUAUAAGUGAUAAGGGGACCAGGUCAAAUAUACACCGAUUGUUUCUAUAUAUAUUUACAUUAAGAAUUUUUCAUUAAUUUGUUGAAUGAGGCUAUAGAUUAGGCCAUGUUAACACAUACAUUUUAUUCUGUAAAUCUUGAAUAUUUCCUUUUUACAAUGUGACCCCACUGAAUGAAUGGAUACAAAGCUCAUUUUUGGUAUGCUCAACAAUUAAAAGUUAAAUGUUCAUGAGCUUUCAAUUUGAAUGAGACGAAGGCAUGUUUAGGGAAAUGAGGAGGUCUAAUCAUUUGUUAAAUAAAUUUUACGAAAAGAAAAUUGACAUUAAAUGGCCUCUGAGCAAGAUUUGGUUAUGACAUGUUACUGACUGGUGCGUACAUUGCCAUGCAAUGUUUUGUUAAUUGUUAAUAAGAGUAUCUUGUUGUGUCACAGCACUUAAAGUGAAUGUAGUACAAAAAUCAUUUGACCAAAGGAAUUAUAAAUUGCAUUUCUACUGUGAUGGUUGACAGUCAACAAAAAGUCAUGGAAAAA
Messenger RNA from Owenia fusiformis, 9086 nucleotides. The record is from the annotation of a GenBank genome assembly. Lineage: Eukaryota; Metazoa; Annelida; Polychaeta; Sabellida; Oweniidae.